This is a messenger RNA of Sclerotinia trifoliorum, 1694 nucleotides long. Lineage: Eukaryota; Fungi; Ascomycota; Leotiomycetes; Helotiales; Sclerotiniaceae. The record is from the annotation of a GenBank genome assembly.
CUCAAAAAGGACAGAAUAAAAACGAAUCCAUCGUGAAUCUUUAAGCUCAAGAUAUUAAACCGGCAUUUUAGUUGAAAAUACACUCUUCUCAUAUCCAUUCUUUCCCUUAUGAUUUCUUUCUGAUUCCCUCCUCUUAUAUUCUGCCUUCUUCCUAACAUCCCUCGUAUGAUAAGCCCUUUUCCAGAAUUUUUUAUGCACAUUGUUCCUAAUAUGGUCGUCUUCAUACCGAAGACUGGCAGGAAAAGCAUUUGCAUCAUCGCAAGUCCAGCAGUAGGAACCCAUUUCUCAAGCUCUUGUAAGGCACCAUGGACAUUCGCAAUAUUGUUUUUUCCGAAUCUUAUAGGCUCCAACCAAUUUGGUACACCAUCUUCUUUCGUCAUUGAAUCCAACCACUUUGACAUCUGCACACUUAGAUCACUUGUUUGCAACCAUGUAUAUAAUUGUGAUAAAUCGUUUUUGGUCUGAUCAAGGUUUACCUUUGCAUCGUGAUCGUCGUCGAAUCUUUGGCGUUUUCCAAUUAUAGUCGGCAUCCGAGAGAACCUAGUAAGAUGGAAGUCUGAAGCACCAGGAUCUCGCGCCUUUCCAGCAGCAAAGACGUCCUGUAACAUUCCAAUGCCUCCAAUACCGACCAAAUACCAGGCGUGUUCCUCAAGCCCCGAUACACUGAUAAGUAGGCAAAUCCAUAAAACAGCCAAUAUCAGAGAUAUAACAGGGGUCUCUGUGCGAGGAGUCGAGCUAGCUGUCGCGAGAGUUUCGAGGUUCCAGGACCCUUUGCGGCCGAUAAAUACCAUGAUAUGAGCAAAUCCAUUUCCACGUGUCAAGCAAGUAACCUCGUCCGAACCUAAGGUUCGGCCCGCCCCAUUUUCCUGUCUCCAUUGUGGCAAGGCGCAUGUAAGAAAGGCUAAAAAGUUUCCGCAUAGAACAAUCAUCAUAAUCCCCCAGUUUUUAUUAAGAUACCAAGGUGGAGUAGCAAUUCCGAUCUCCGCAAUGAUAGUCACCCACCCUAACCACCAUACUAGACCAAGAUUUGGUUUUAAAGGUGCUCCAAGCUCAAAUAUAUCGAUUCUGAUUGAUUCUGCUCGUCCUUGCGGCGAGUUGCUUAGAAGCUGGCCGUUGAAUGGGUUUGAUGAGUCGACUUCGUUCCUUAUCUCGUGGUCUCAUAACAAUCGACCAAGAACGCAAGACUGGUUUGUCCUAGCAAAAGCAUUUGCACAGUUCACUACGAUAACCGGAACAUCAGCUAUCGGCAUCAAUUUCCUCUCUCCAGUAACGGAUAACAGGUUUGUGAACCCAUAGGCGACCCAUCCACUAGAACAUCGAAUAAUUAGUAUUCGCUGCUGAAGGAUGCUUUGAGAGAGAAAAGAACGAUUCAAGCUAUAUCAGAAAGCUUAGGGGUUGCAGAUAAGGGUCGGAAAAUUGAAGUAUGGAAUCGAUAGUGCCUACAAAGAAAAUGCCACGGGUGUAAGACCGAUACUCAGACCAUUACUUCCAAAAGGACUUAGAGUGUACCCAACGUGUUGAGCCAUAGCCUUCUGCACUGUAUCGUCACCUCUCAGAAGAAGAAGGCUCAAGAUAUCCCAGGGUUGCUCCAUUGUUUUCGAAGGCUCCCAGCUGUAUUAUCAAACAUCAUGUUGCCUUUUGUGAAACUGGCUUGUAUUAAAGGAAAAUGAGUUGGUGAUAGAAUAUAAAUUUUA